CUUGAAUUGGGAUCAUCCUCAUCAACUUGGCCCAGUUAGCAUCAUCCCUGCUACCUGGGCAAAUCUUAUAUUUAGCUGGGGGGAGAGCAGCUGUCCCUAUUCAUCCCAACAUAGCGUUUCUUCCUCCAACGGCUGUCGCUGAUGUCUUCCUCAUGUUUCUUUCUAAAUGCCCUGUCAGAGGAAAGGAGGCGCUUCCUGUUAUUCUGAUUCAAAUCUCAAGCCGGACAGGAGGGAACAGACAGCUGUUCAGGAUGGCAGAGUGUACAAAGAUGGACAGCCAACGUCUGCCCUUGCAGCUGCUUCUGCUGGUCCUUACAGUGGCUCCUGGGCUUGAUGCUCAUCCUGGGACCACAGUGACUCCCCGUGACGCUAACGUCUCUUCAGAAGCAACCGUAAAUGCAACGGUUCUGAACCAGACAGUGGAGACACUAGAAAACACAGAGAAAAUCGUCCUUACCAUUGAUCAAAACUAUAGUAAGUCGGCAGAAAAAUGCUGGAAUUCAUUUGUUUACCAGAUGGCCAAUAUCAGCGAAGCCAACUGGUGUGAAUGGAGGGCUAUCCAAAGGCCUUAUGGUGGACUGCGACUCUGUCUGGAACACUGGGCAGAUAAGAUGAAAUAUAGCUACCCCAAUGCCUUCGCUGAGAACUACACUGUCUCCAGCCAUCACAUUUACUUCCACAACUGCAUCGAGUUCUUGGAUCCCCCUGAAAGUAUUUUAUUGCCCCUCAUCAUAACCCCCAUCUGUCUCAUCCCUUUCUUGGUCACCCUUGUUGUGCUGAAGAGCAAAGAUGGCAAGAUGCAGUCGUGAGUCCUGGCUUUUGUUUACCCAUGUUGUAGGACUUGCAUCGCUAAGUUGCAAAAAUAUUACAGUCACCAUCUCUGGAGGGGGCUGGACCUCUCUAACUCACAACACACAGAGGCCACAACCUGGGAUGAGUCACUAUGCUGGAGGUUUGUCUUUGAAUGCUAACUGGCACCAACCUGAACCUCUCUCAUGGUUCAGGCACCAACCUGAACCUCUCUCACAGAAGCAAAUGCAAGCACAUUUACCAUAUGUAGUUUGGAAACUUCAAUUACUGCAAAAAUGUGGCAGCUAGAUUGGUCUCUGGGGUAUCCCAGAGAGGACACAUUAUGCCUGUUCUCAAAGUGUUGCACUGGUUGCCGAUAUGUUUCUGGGCAAAGUACAAAGUGCUGGUUAUUACCUUUAAAGCCUUGAAUGGCUUAGGUCCGGGUUACCUGAAGGAACACUUUUCUCUGCAAGAUCUCAUCAGGUGGGGUCCAUCUUUGGGUGCCGCUGGUUCAUCUGGUGGCGACCUGGGAUAAGGCCUUCUCUGUUGUCACCCCUAGGUUGUGGGAUGCACUCUCUGUGGAUAUAAGAGGAUUAUCUUCCUUGGAGGCCUUCAGUAGAGCCUUAAAGACCCACCUUUUUAGCCUGGCUUUUAGUGGUAUCUAGUUUUAAUGUUAUCUAGUUUUAAUUGUAAUUUUAAUCUGCUUUUAAUUGGUUUUUAAUUUUAAUUGUUAUGUUUUUUUUUUAAUGUAAACCACCCUGAGCCACUUUUGGAAGGGCAGUAUAUAAAUCAAAUCAAAUCAAUAAAUCUAUGCAACAGAUUUAA
Messenger RNA from Hemicordylus capensis (graceful crag lizard), 1614 nucleotides. It is a transcript of the gene RAMP2, whose product is annotated as receptor activity modifying protein 2. The record is from RefSeq and is a predicted model, not a curated record. The coding region runs from base 153 to 809 and encodes 218 amino acids. Gene Ontology annotation, biological process: protein localization to plasma membrane; receptor internalization; intracellular protein transport. Gene Ontology annotation, molecular function: coreceptor activity. NCBI's taxonomy places the organism in Eukaryota, Metazoa, Chordata, Lepidosauria, Squamata, Cordylidae. The transcript has 5 exons. Gene Ontology annotation, cellular component: signaling receptor complex; membrane; cell surface.